AUGAACUCGUUCUCGCAGCUUAAUCUCCAAAUCCCUGACAUGUGGGAGGUCAAGGACGUCAUAAACAAAGUCAAAAAUGUCGUCCUCAAUUACACAGAGAUGGAAGCCAAGGUCCACGAGGCGACCAACAAUGAAGCCUGGGGAGCUUCCAGUACUCUCAUGCAAGAAAUCGCACAAGGCACUUACAACUACCAAUACUUUAACGAGAUCAUGCCCACGCUCUACAAACGAUUCACUGAAAAGGAGGCUAGACAAUGGCGUCAAAUCUACAAGGCAUUAGUGCUACUUGAAUAUCUUGUCAAGAAUGGCUCCGAGCGUGUUAUUGAUGAUGCCAGAUCCCACAUCUCCAUGAUCAAGAUCAUGAGAAACUUCCAUUAUAUUGAUGAAAAGGGCAAGGACCAAGGCAUUAACAUCCGUAACCGUGCCAAAGAGAUUGUCGAAUUGUUGAAUGACACCGAUAAGAUUCGCUCUGAACGCAAAAAGGCGAGACAAAAUCGCAACAAGUACCAAGGCGUUGGUUCCGAUUCCAUUGGUGGCAUGGGAAUGAUGUCUGGUGGUGGAAUUGGUGGUGGAGGAUCCCGAUACGGUGGAUUCGGCAGUGACGGUCUCAGCUCUGGAAGUCUUGGUUUUAGCAGCAUCACUGGUAUCGGUGGUGGCAGUGGCAGUGGCAGUGGAUACUAUGAUGAAGAUGAACGUCCCAAUCGCUUUGAGAGCAGCAAAUACGAUGAUUUCGAUGAUGAACCUUCCAACAUUAGCAGCUCGCCAUCUCGUUCUUCACCCGUAUCCAAGCAAGAAUCCAAGGCACCUGCAAAGAAGGAAGCCAAUUUGUUUGAUUUCGAUGAUGCACCAUCUGGUUCGAAGGCCACUCAGGAUGAUGAUUGGGGAGAUUUUGCUUCAGGUGCACCUGCUGCUAGUGGUAGUACUGGAAAUGUGUUGGACGACUUUGACGAUUUUCAAUCAGCACCUCCCGUUUCUGCUGCUGCUACAACAACAGCUACGCCCAACAAGCCAACUGUUAAAUCCACCAAUGAUCUCUUUGAUCUCCUUGGCAACGAUGCAUUCUCAUCGCCUUCGACACCCAAUUCUACUACAACCACUCCUGCAGCAGCACCUAUGUCGCAAGCACCUCUUGUACAACCAGCUGCUCCCUCACUCAAUAUGAAUCAGGCACGUCCAUUGUCGCCUUCCACAACGGGUAGCAGCCGACCUGGUUCGGUUCAAGGCCUUGCUUCACCAGCAUCUGCUAAUGCUCAGCCUACUACUACGAAACCUCAAGCUGAAUUGCCAGGUGGUAUCUGGUCUCAAGCUUCGUCCUUUGUGUCGUUGGAUUCACUUGGCAAGACAACUGGCCCUGCAAAACCAGCUGUUGGUCCAUCAAUGAAUGCCAUGAAGAACUCGAGUGUUAAUGCUGGAUGGAACGCUUGGGCAAAUUCCAACACGCUCGCACCUGCCACACCCUCCAACAACAACAACAACAACAACAUGGGUGGCAAUAGCCAACAACAAAAGACCUCUUCGCCAUUCGAUGAUCUCUUGUCUUAA
Lichtheimia ornata is the source of this 1542-nucleotide messenger RNA. RefSeq lists its product as uncharacterized. Gene Ontology annotation, molecular function: phospholipid binding; clathrin binding. Lineage: Eukaryota; Fungi; Mucoromycota; Mucoromycetes; Mucorales; Lichtheimiaceae. Gene Ontology annotation, cellular component: endosome; plasma membrane; clathrin vesicle coat. Bases 1 to 1542 code for a protein of 513 amino acids. Gene Ontology annotation, biological process: endocytosis. The transcript has 7 exons. The record is from RefSeq and is a predicted model, not a curated record.